Messenger RNA from Phascolarctos cinereus (koala), 975 nucleotides. RefSeq names its product serine palmitoyltransferase small subunit A. Lineage: Eukaryota; Metazoa; Chordata; Mammalia; Diprotodontia; Phascolarctidae. Gene Ontology annotation, cellular component: serine palmitoyltransferase complex. Gene Ontology annotation, biological process: ceramide biosynthetic process. The record is from RefSeq and is a predicted model, not a curated record. Gene Ontology annotation, molecular function: serine C-palmitoyltransferase activity.
GUCUGUGUUUCGUUAGGCCGCGUGGACUGAAAGCAGGCUUGGCCCGAGGCGGUGGGCGGAGACCAAGAGGGAGGCCCCGGAAGACGGACUGCUCGGUGGAGGUUCCGAUGGCGGGCAUGACGCUCGGAAGGGCUUGGCAGCAGAUGUCUUGGUUCUAUUACCAGUAUCUGCUCGUCACCGCGCUCUACAUGCUGGAACCCUGGGAGAGGACCGUCUUCAAUUCCAUGUUGAUUUCCAUUGUUGGAAUGGCAUUAUACACUGGAUACAUCUUCAUGCCUCAACAUAUCUUGGCAAUAUUACACUACUUUGAAAUUGUACAGUGAACACAAUGUGCUCAAGAAGCAAUGGACCAGAGAUCCAUUGAAGGGAAGAAGCAACCUGUCUUGGUGAAAUGAGACUUCAGCAAAUUCCAGACAUAUGUUAUGAAUAUAAAGACUAAAUUUGGUAUUAGUAGGAUGAGAAAGCAAUCCCAACUCGUAUGUUGUAUUCAUUAUUUAAGUAUUCCUUUAUACAGUAGUUUUGUCUAUUUUGACAUUGUGGUGGUUUGUACUCAAAAUAUCAGUAUUUUCUUAACCGUUGGAACUGUUUCACUGUUGUUCUGUGAAAGCUUUUCUUAAUGUAACAUUGAGUAAAUUUUGAUUGCCUUCUAUUUUUUUAAUCUGAGAUCAUUAGUUAGGCCUCUUGCUUCAGCAGUUGUCUGGCACAAAAAUCUACCUGGAUAUAUUUAUAGUAUUCACCAAAAUUUUGUAGAAAUAAUAGCAAGAUGAAGGGGGAAUAUUUCAGUUGAGCCUAAGAGACUUCUUUGUAAGUUUAUACUCAGGAGUAGUUUCAGCUGUCUAGAGUGUGCAUUGUAAAACAUUUAUUUUGCUUUAGUGUUAUUAAAAAAACAAAGUAUUUCUCUCCUUAAUAGUGAAAGAGCAAAGAAGAUCCUUCUACAGUUUGAAUAAAGGAAUACCUAACUUUUUAAUAGCCCUA